Malassezia japonica is the source of this 2790-nucleotide messenger RNA. RefSeq lists its product as uncharacterized. Lineage: Eukaryota; Fungi; Basidiomycota; Malasseziomycetes; Malasseziales; Malasseziaceae. The coding region runs from base 1 to 2790 and encodes 929 amino acids. The transcript has a single exon. Gene Ontology annotation, molecular function: zinc ion binding; DNA binding. Gene Ontology annotation, biological process: DNA-templated transcription. The record is from RefSeq and is a predicted model, not a curated record.
AUGCUCGCUGACCAGCCCAAGCGACAGGGCAUGCCUGCUCAUGCGCUGGGCAAUGUUGCAGAACACCCCGUGCAGGUGCACAACCGCGAGGUGCUGCCAGAGACUGGUCCGACGCCGCAGGAUGCCGAUGCGGAAGACGCAGCGCUCGUACUCGAGGGACUUACCAUGGACGGCACGCUCGCUUUUAACCAGCACCGCGGGCGCGAGGCGAUGCGCCGUGCCAUUGACGACGCGCGCGACAUGGAUGGAAGGGACGCACAGCGCGAGCUCGCUCACGAAGGCAUCGUCGACCCGAUCGAGUACCCGCUCUGUGCGCACGAAGCGGCCAAAGUCGCCUCGUGCAAGAUGCUCAACUUUCCCCCAGAGACCGAGUCGGAGAACUGCGACACGGAGCAGUGCCCGAUGCUCUCCGCGUGCAGCAACAAUAGUCUGCUGAAGCUCAGCAGCGUCACCGAAUCGUCGCUGGGCUGGGGCCUUGGAUGGGCGAUGGCUGCCGCUCAGGAGAUUGGGCACUUUGACCAGAUGCAGGCCGCCGCCAAGAUCUUCAAGUCGCCGUCGAUCACGCCGGAGCGUGUAUCGGUGCUGACCGCCAUCAUCCGCACUCUGCCUACCUACGAGCAGACCGAGGCGCUGAUGGACGUGUACGAGCGUCGUGCCCAGACGUUUGUCCACAAUGUCGUGCACAUGCCCACGAUGCGCCGCGAAGUCCAAAUCUUUUACGCGCUCAACAGCCCGCUGCACCGCGCGUGUGCCACGGACAAGACCGAGACGUGCUGGCUGGGCCUCCUGCUGAUGGUGCUCGUGAUUGGCUUGCGGUUCCGCGAGACAAACAACCCCAAGCUCGAGGGGCUGCUCGGGCGCUUUACGGAUAUGCGCUUUGCCUCGCUCUGGUACAGUGCGACAAAGACGGUGCUCGUCCUCUCGGGCUACAAUGGAUCCCAGGCGCUCUCGGUUUUACAGACAAUCCUCUUGCUCAUGUUCCAGUGCCCGCAGUCGGCGAGCCACUCGCCGUCGCUCCUGCGCAUCGCCAUCUCGAAUGCACAGAGCAUGGGACUGCACCGUCUCGGCGAUCUCUCGAAUCAGCCCAAGCCGGACGAGCAGGUGGAAUAUGCCGUGCGCCGCGAGAUGGCCAAGCGCAUCUGGUGGGCGCUCGCCAUCUGCGACUGGCGCAAUGCGGCGGCGAGCACGGUGCCGUACGUAAUCCAGCCGCACCAGUGCAAUACACCGCUCCCUGGUAACUACAACCACAGCGACCUGAUGCGCGUGCCGUUUCCCCCGCCGCAUCCCCGCGACGAGCUGACGGAAAUGUCCUUUACGCUGUCGGUGAUUGAACUGAGCAAGGUUACUAGGGAGAAUGUCGACUGGGUCGAUACACUCGAGCUCCAGCAGGCGACCGAUGGCAAGCCGCGCCAGCUGAGCUGCGAUCAGGUCCGUGCACUGGACGUCAAGUACAACGCCGCGCUCACCGAGGCGCCCAUCUUUUCGGAUCGCGGCGUCGAGUACAUGAGCGCCGAGCUCAUCGAGGUCCAGCGUUGGGCAUUCCAGCAGAGUGUGUUUAACCGCCUCUUGCAGGUGCACAGGAUCGGCCUCAGCAAGAAGCAGGCUCGGAACUGCUGCGUGGAGCUGGCACGCAAGGUACUCUGCAUGCAAAAGACGAUCCGCUCGCGCAGCGACCUCGCGGACAAGCUCGUGAUGAACAUGCUUCAGAGCUUUAAUGCGACAACGCUUCUGUGUCUUGACCUGCUCUAUACGCCGCCUACUGCUAUACAGCGCGACACCAUCCGCGCCGAGAUCCUCGAGGGAUUGACCGGCAUGUGCCAGGCAGCCAAGGCAGGCGGCCUCACGCCGCGUGGUAUCCGGAUUGUGCACACGCUCUUGGACGAGGAGCAGGCCCAAUGGGAAGAAACACAGCGCCGUGAAAAGGCCGGCGCUCCGCCCCGCACACGCACCGACUUCCUCAACAUGGCGCUGCGCGUCGCGCGCAUCUCGCGCAUGACCGAACCUUUGGUAUCGGCCGAUCAGUGCGAGGAAAUGCCGCCGAAGCGCGAGUCGACCCCACCGCCGAGCGUGGUAGAGAUGCAGGACAACCCGCUGAAUGCAUUUCCCCCGCUCCAGCCAACGCUCACGGCCUUUGACCCGUACCAGAUGGGACCGAGCGGAUUCGAGGUGUCGAAUGCACAGUCGCCCGCGACCAACAUGGACUUUGACCUGCAAAAGUUCCUGGAAAACUUUGAAUUGCCUGCUUCGGAUCCCAAGCUUACAGGGACCGUCGAUCCGAACUAUGAGAUGAUGCAAUAUGAUAUGUCGAUGCCGAAUCCGACUGCACCGGCGCCGGCGCCAGUCCAGGGCCUGGACAGGUCCUGGUCAGAUCGGAGCGACUCUACUCGGACCGAUCCUUCGGUCUCCGACUCACUGUCGAUGAUGGUGCCGGGACUGAGUCACUCGAGCAGUCCCAGUGCACGGUCCGGCUCUGGUUCUUCACAGAACGGACGGAGUCCUUCAGGGCACAGUCCUUCUUCGCAUAUGGAUGGGUUCUGGGACUGGAUUCUUUCGCAGGGCUUGCGUACGGACAGCCCCAAUGCCGCUCCUGUGCCGGACAUGCUUUCCAAUGCCCAGGCAGCAUUCCCGGAUAUGUUUGGCACCACCCAGUCUGCAACGCCGGCUUUGUCGGCGCCGGCCCCUCAGGCUGGGCUCGACGCAAACUAUCCCAACAAAGCGCCCAUGCCUAAUGCCAUGCCUAAUGCCAUGUCUAUCGACCAGCCUUCGCAACAGCCUGUAUUCCCAUUUUGA